AUGCGGGAUAAAAAGGUGACUGAAUUCCAAACUCUCAGACAAGGGAACAAGACUGUUGCUGAAUAUGAGGCCCAAUUUGCAAAGCUAGCCCGGUUUGCACCGCACAUGGUGGACACGGAUUAUAAGAAGGCACAAAAAUUUGAAAGGGGAUUACGGGGAGCAAUUCUGGAUCGAGUCAAUAUGUUGAAGUUGCCCACCUAUGUAGACGUGCUGGAGAGGACUGUUAUAGCUGAAGGAAACCUUGCUGCUCAGAAUCGGAUCUCCGAGUGGAAAGGGAAAAGGCAGAAUAAUCAAUGGUCAAAGGGGUCAAGUAUUCCACCGAACAAGAAACAAAAUUUAGGGACUUCAAAUACUUCUGCCCCUAGUCAGGGUACGAUUCUUGGUUGUUCGGAAUGUGGAAAGAAGCAUCGUGAGACAUGCCAAUGGAAGUCUGGAGCCUGUUAUCAGUGUGACAAAAUGGGUCAUUUGAUAAAAGAUUGCCCUCAGAGGAAUCAACGAAAUGGCAAUAGGGUUGCUACUAGUUCAGCGGGGUCUGCACCAACCACCAACACCGAGUCAGUUACCAAACCUACGACCAAUAAAGACACUGCGAGACAAGGCAGGGUGUUUGCAUUGGUUUCGAGAGAUGUACAGAAUGCGGCAACGGUGGUAUCAGCAACUUUUAUGGAUCUGAUGAACCGUGUCUUUAAGCCCUAUUUGGAUGAAUUUGUGGUGGUUUUUAUUGAUGAUAUCCUCAUCUAUUCGAAGAAUACAAAAGCUCACGAGAAUCAUCUCCGCUUGAUCCUUCAAACCCUCCAGGAAAAGAAACUGAGAUUUGUUCAAGAUUUUUCUAAAAUUGCCGUGCCACUUACACAACCGACUCGAAAGGGUGUUGCAUUUGAAUGGUCAGAAGAGCGGGAAUCUGCCUUCCAAGAAUUGAAGACAAAGUUGACUACAGCACCAGUGCUGGCCUUACCAUCCGGUACCGAAGGGUUUGUAAUCUACAAUGAUGCUUCCCAUAAAGGACUUGGUUGUGUAAUUAUGCAAAAUGGGAGAGUUAUCGCUUAUGCCUCUCGUCAGCUGAAGCCCCAUGAGAAGAAUUAUCCCACGCAUGAUCUGGAGCUAGCAGCAGUAGUUUUUGCUUUGAAGAUAUGGAGACACUAUUUAUGCGCUCAGUCGGAAAAGUAUGGGGACUUUGGCAAGUUUGGUUAUAGGGCAAAAGGAAUUAGCAAUUUAAUUGGAUAA
Messenger RNA from Camellia sinensis, 1224 nucleotides. The record is from RefSeq and is a predicted model, not a curated record. Lineage: Eukaryota; Viridiplantae; Streptophyta; Magnoliopsida; Ericales; Theaceae.